AUGGCGGCGGGCGGCAGCGGGCGCGCGUCGUGCCCGCCGGGGGUCGGGCCUGGCGCGGGCGGCCUGGGGCCCAGCGCCAACGCCGCUGCGGCCCCCGGCAACGCCGCCGCCUGCGCCCCGGGGCCGCCGCCCCCUCCAUCCCCGCCGCCCGGGCCCGUGCCGGACGCGCAGGCCGUGGGCGACGAGCGCGACGACGCGGGCCCGGGCGCGCUGCUGCGCGAGCCCGUGUACAACUGGCAGGCCACCAAACCCACGGUGCAGGAGCGCUUCGCCUUCCUCUUCAACAACGAGGUGCUGUGCGACGUGCACUUCCUGGUGGGCAAGGGGCUCAGCUCGCAGCGCGUCCCCGCGCACAGGUUUGUGCUGGCCGUGGGCAGCGCUGUCUUUGACGCCAUGUUCAAUGGCGGGAUGGCUACCACCUCCACCGAGAUCGAGCUGCCCGACGUGGAACCCUCCGCCUUCCUCGCCCUGCUCAAGUUCCUGUACUCCGAUGAAGUGCAGAUCGGGCCUGAGACGGUGAUGACCACGCUCUACACCGCCAAGAAGUACGCGGUGCCUGCCCUGGAGGCGCACUGCGUGGAGUUCCUGAAGAAGCACCUGCGGGCUGACAAUGCCUUCAUGCUGCUCACGCAGGCCCGGCUCUUCGAUGAGCCGCAGCUGGCCAGCUUGUGCCUGGAGAGCAUAGACAAGAACACGGCCGAUGCCAUCGCCGCCGAGGGCUUCACCGACAUCGAUCUGGACACGCUGGUGGCAGUGCUGGAGCGGGACACUCUGGGCAUCCGCGAGGUUCGGCUCUUCAAUGCCGUAGUGCGCUGGUCUGAAGCUGAGUGUCAGCGACAGCAGCUUCAGGUGACGCCUGAGAACAAGCGGAAGGCACUCGGCAAGGCCCUGGGCCUCAUCCGGUUCCCCCUGAUGACCAUCGAGGAGUUUGCCGCAGCCCGCCCUCUGCCCGCAGGCCCGGCGCAGUCCGGCAUCCUGGUGGACCGCGAGGUGGUGAGCCUGUUCCUGCACUUCACUGUCAACCCCAAGCCGCGCGUGGAGUUCAUCGACAGGCCCCGGUGCUGUCUGCGGGGCAAGGAGUGCAGCAUUAACCGGUUCCAGCAGGUGGAGAGCCGCUGGGGCUACAGUGGCACCAGCGACCGGAUCAGGUUCUCCGUCAACAAGCGCAUCUUUGUGGUGGGGUUUGGGCUCUACGGAUCCAUCCACGGGCCCACUGACUAUCAAGUGAACAUCCAGAUCAUCCACACGGACAGCAACACGGUCCUCGGCCAGAACGACACCGGGUUCAGCUGUGACGGCUCGGCCAGUACCUUCCGCGUCAUGUUCAAGGAGCCCGUGGAGGUCCUGCCCAAUGUCAACUACACCGCCUGCGCCACACUCAAGGGCCCGGACUCCCACUAUGGCACCAAAGGCCUGCGCAAGGUGACCCACGAGUCGCCCACCACGGGGGCUAAGACCUGCUUCACCUUCUGUUACGCGGCGGGGAACAACAACGGUACCUCGGUGGAGGACGGGCAGAUCCCCGAAGUCAUCUUCUACACCUAGGCCCUUCUCCACCCAGGCCACCUCC
This is a messenger RNA of Peromyscus eremicus (cactus mouse), 1570 nucleotides long. RefSeq names its product BTB domain containing 2 (gene Btbd2). NCBI's taxonomy places the organism in Eukaryota, Metazoa, Chordata, Mammalia, Rodentia, Cricetidae. Gene Ontology annotation, molecular function: protein binding. Bases 1 to 1545 code for a protein of 514 amino acids. Gene Ontology annotation, cellular component: P-body; cytosol. Gene Ontology annotation, biological process: neurogenesis. The transcript is spliced from 9 exons. The record is from RefSeq and is a predicted model, not a curated record.